Molecule: messenger RNA, 498 nt
Organism: Ruditapes philippinarum (Manila clam)
Lineage: Eukaryota; Metazoa; Mollusca; Bivalvia; Venerida; Veneridae
Product: phospholipase A and acyltransferase 2-like
Exons: 4
Coding region: 1-498 (165 amino acids)
Biological process (GO): N-acylphosphatidylethanolamine metabolic process
Cellular component (GO): cytoplasm
Molecular function (GO): A2-type glycerophospholipase activity; glycerophospholipid phospholipase A1 activity
Source: RefSeq, a predicted model, not a curated record
AUGGCAGAACAACAAGACUUAGUUCAGCAACACAACACUGCUGUUUUAGAGAGCCUUGAAGCAGGAGAUUUAGUAGAGUUCAGAAGGCGACUUUACUCACACUGGGCGGUGUUUGUUGGCAAUGAACAAGUCAUUCACUUAACAGGUGAUGGAGUGUCAAGUGAAAAUAUCAGCUCUGGUCCUUUGUUUUCAAUCUGUGGUAUAUUUUAUAUAAAUGCUAUUGUCCGCGAGGAUAACAUUUGGGAAGUUGCAGACGGCCGCAAAUUCUUCAGAGAUAAUAGAGUGAGUCCUUUCACAGCUGAGGAGAUUGUAAGAAGAGCUAGGGCUAGACUGGGGGACAUUCGCUUUCAUGUUUUAUGGAGUAACUGUGAACAUUUUGCAUCCUACUGUAGAUAUGAUACUCAUCAAAGUGACCAGGCGGUAUUUGUUGGUAGAUCUAUACUUGUAGGAGGUAUUCUCGCUUUCGCUGUCAGUUUAUAUCGUGUAGUGCGAGAGUGA